This is a messenger RNA of Xenia sp. Carnegie-2017, 1734 nucleotides long. Its product is annotated as ankyrin-1-like. The transcript has 7 exons. Bases 1 to 1734 code for a protein of 577 amino acids. Gene Ontology annotation, molecular function: protein binding. Lineage: Eukaryota; Metazoa; Cnidaria; Anthozoa; Malacalcyonacea; Xeniidae. The record is from RefSeq and is a predicted model, not a curated record.
AUGUCUAACAGAUCACGGAAGUGGACUAAGCUGGACCUCAGACAUAACACAGGCAACGAACCCAAGGGUUUAGCAUUGACACCCCUGACAUCUAUCGAAGCAGAGAGCGAAACAAAUAUAGUAGAACGAGAUGACGGUAAGAUGAAGGAUGCUAACCGAAUAAAACUUGCAGCAUUUAACGAUGAUGAGAAAAUGAUCAACGACAUCUUGAGGGAGAAAACAAGUGAACGAGAAAUUCAAAAAUUACUUGCCGAACUUGAUGAAAGAGGACGACCAUGCAUAUUUUAUGCCGUGGAGUUCCGAAGUCUUCGUGCGCUUACUUGUUUGUUUAAUCAAGUGAAAGAUACGAAGUGUGUGACAGCUAAGAAUGGAGAAACUGUACUUCAUGUAGCCACGGAAAUGAAUGACGUUGUUAUUCUUAAAAAAUUGUUGGAUCAAGAUUUCAUUGUUCAUCUUGUGAACGAUGUUGAAAACAAGAAUAGCCGCUCGCCACUUUUUUUUGCUGCCAUGUACAACUUUGUCGACGUCGCCAAGGUGUUGCUGGAGCAUGGUGGAAAUAUCACAGAAGUUGAUGGCUCGAACAGAUCACCAUUGUAUAUCGCUGCAGAAAAAGGACGAGCUGGCUUGCUCGAUCUAUUCUUAAAGCAUGAAAAAAGUAGAGUGAAAGAAUUAUUGUUCAGCAAGGAGCAUGGCGGGAAACAUCACCAAAAUAUACUUCAUGUAGCUGUGGACAGCGGAGAUAAAAGUACUGUAGAAGUUUGUCUGCAACAAGAUGAAGAUAUGAUACGUUCCUGUUUGCAAGAAGAAAUGAAUAGUGGUGGUGGUUAUUUGGUUAACGCUGUGCGUAAAAAUAGCAUGGAGGAGAUGUUGUCAAGGUUUAUUGAUACGAUGGGAGAUCCACUUGUACAGCAAAACAAGAUAAAAGAAGAACUGAUGGGAGAUUCACUUGUACAGCAUGCCACGAUAAUAGAAGAAACGGAUGAAGCUUUACCUGUGCAGAGUGCCGUGAUAAUAGAAGAACCGAUGGUAGAUUCACUUGUACAGCAUGACAAGAUAAGACUAAGAGGGAGGAAAAAACUUUCAUAUGUACAGCAUGACAAGAUAAGACUAGAACCGAUGGAACUUUCACUUGCACAGCAUGGCGAGAUAAAAGUAGAACCGAAUUUCAAUCAUUUAUCUGAUGAAAUACCGCACAGCGGGCAAGCAUCGCCUACGUGCACGUGCGAUCGUUAUGCAGGUCUCUCUCAUCGUGCUUUGCUCCUUGCCGUAGAAGGUGGUCAUGUUGAAGACGUGAAAGAAUUGCUAAAAGAAAAAGCUCGUUUCAUUAAAAGAGAUAAAAAUGGCACAGUUCUUCAUUGUGCAGUAGCUCAUCCUAAACUAUUGAAGAUUUUGCUUAAGGAAAGCGACAUUCUUUCGUUGAUAAAUGAAAAAAGAACAGACGAUGGUUAUGCUCCAAUACAUGCUGCAGCUAAAAGAGGCCGAGUCGAGAGUGUUAAAAUUCUGAUUGACAACCAUGCUGAGCUGAACGUCCUCUCAGAAAACCAAAGUUCGCCUUUACAUUGCGCUGUUAUUUCUCAGAAUCUUGGUAUCAUUAAAUUGUUACUUGACAAUUGUAGAAAGUUAAUUUCCAUGGCUAAUGCUACCAAACAAACUCCGCUUCAUACAGCUGCAUACUAUAGUAGCUCACGGGUCGUUAAAUAUCUUCUGAAAUACGAAAUAUUAAUGACGAGGUAA